AUGUCAGCAAACUCUCAUGUAAUUUUCGAAAAGAAUGAUGACAGUUCGUCUUCAGAUUCUAUUUAUCCAAGUUCGGAAGAUGAAACUAGUUCAACUGAGCUCGAACACUAUAUAUUGGAAAGUAAUAUAAAAGCAGUUAAUGCUCGUUCUCCCCGUAAUAAAAAGUAUGAAAAAUGGAUGAAUUUAGUCUUGAAUGCAAAGAAAGCUAUGUUGUCUUCUGAAUGGUCGAACCUGUUAGCAGCAAUUCAAAAACUUGAGAAGGCAUUCAGGUCAAAUAAUACCAAUCCACUUGGUUUAUUCACUCCAAUUCUUGCGCGUUUUCUCCUUGAACUUGAUGAAUUUUUUAAAAAACACCCCGUUGAUAAAAAAUACAGGAAAAACUUGAAAUCUGGAGAAGCAAAAGCAUGUAAUGCUACUCAACAAAGAUCUCAACACUUAAUAAGGUCAUUAAACUCUAUCAUUUUAGAAUAUCAAAAAACCCCUCCACCCAUCACAAUUUCAUCUUCUAACGUUAGACUCGUAGAUGCUGUAUCCCGAAACACUGUAAUAUUGGGAGUUAAAAACAAUCCUCUUUUGAAAUCAAACCUUCAUAAAUUUCAAAAUGUUAAAAAUAUAUAUCGUGAAGAUGUACCUCGAUUAAUGGAUAUUUGUGCACAAGCAAUUAUUCUUAAAAAGAUCCCUCUUAAACGAAGAAAAUUAAAAGUUUUCAUAAAUAUUCAACAACAAAUUGUUCCAGAUAUAAUUAUUAAUUUUAUUAAACAAGGAUUUUUAUGUGAAUCUUGUCGUCUAUUCAUUUCACCUUCCUCUUCAUUAUUUUUACAACCUAUAAUUGAAAACAUGAAAUAUCCUAAGAGACAGGAUAAAAGUCUUGAUGAUCAAAUCAACAGCAUAAUAUAUCAAGAAUUACCGCUAUUCAGAAGAUUUUGUGUUCAAUGUUGGCAGAUACAUAAUGCAAGGGAUAAUUCAAAAUGUAUUUGUGUUACAUGUAAAGUUGAAAGAGCAACUAAAAAGUGA
Messenger RNA from Funneliformis mosseae, 1014 nucleotides. NCBI's taxonomy places the organism in Eukaryota, Fungi, Glomeromycota, Glomeromycetes, Glomerales, Glomeraceae. The record is from the annotation of a GenBank genome assembly.